ACCAGAAGCGUGCAAUCAGCAAAGGCGUAUGGAUUUUGCAUCUGUUCUAUCUCAAAAGCCAGUUAACAAUUUUCAUUUUCCUCAAAACCUAAGAGAGUUAACUUCAAGAUUUGUUUGCAGAAUUGAGUAUGGAAGCUUUGCGAUACCUAGACGAAUGUGCUUCUCGAAUAGUCUAGGUAGCUAUUAUUGGAAGAAGAGGAAAAAAUACAAACAUAUAUUGGUUAAGGCAAGUCGAAAAGAGUCUCCGUAUGAAGUUUUAGGGGUAUCUUCAUCAGCGACCGCCGAUGAAAUCAAAAAGGCAUAUCGCAAACUUGCUCUCAAGUAUCAUCCCGAUGUUAACAAAGAGCAAAAUGCUCAAGAAAAAUUUAUGAGGAUUAAGCAUGCAUACAACACACUAUUGAACUCCAAAACCAGGAGGCGAUAUGAUUCAAGAAGUGACACCUCAAGUUAUUCAUAUUAUAAUGGAGCAGAACGAAAUAGAAGUGCUGCAGAUGAAGAAGACUUUUAUAGCUUUGGUAGCUUUUUCAAGGAUGCCCAAAUAAGCAUAGCGGACUUCUUUAAGGAUCUCCAAGAAGAAUUUCGGAAUUGGGAGGCAAAUGUUGCUUCCACCGGAAAACCAAAGAGUUUAUGGGAAGAAUUAGCUGAAAUUGGAGAAGAAUUCGUUGAGUUUUUAGAGAAGGAGCUGAAUAUAACUGAUGCAGAUGUAGAAGACGAAAACAACAACGAGAGACCCCAGAAGGGCAAUGCACAAUCUGGAACUAGUAACGAAAAACAAAUGAGAACAGAUAAAGAUAACAGUAUAGAAGAAAAUAUUGAUGAGAUUGAAGCAGCUCUUGCCCAAUUGAAAAAGGAAUUAGGACUAUGAUGGCAUUGAAUCGAUACUCGCAAAGAAGAGCAAUGAAAUAUUGAACAUCUUUUUGGUUGUGCCUGGCUGCAACAAAAAUGGUUCACCUACUUUAAACCUGUACCAGCUGAAAAUCAAAAAGGGUUUGCUUUCUUUUCCUUGAACACCUGCUGUGAUUGACAUUUUCUAUAGUAGCCAUGGAGAACUGUCUGCUGCAUCUUUUGACGUCUAAGAAAUAGCUAGUAUAAUUGAUGCUCAGACGAAUACAAUGAUUUUGGUGUUUCACAUGUGAAAUUUAAUAGCAAACAGGAAGAUACUUAUUAAUUCUUGACGAUGGGAUGAUCGGCAUAGUACUCCUUAAAC
Solanum lycopersicum (tomato) is the source of this 1207-nucleotide messenger RNA. RefSeq lists its product as uncharacterized. The record is from RefSeq and is a predicted model, not a curated record. Gene Ontology annotation, cellular component: cytoplasm. Lineage: Eukaryota; Viridiplantae; Streptophyta; Magnoliopsida; Solanales; Solanaceae. Gene Ontology annotation, biological process: protein refolding.